AUGAACGUCAUCACACGCUGUAGGCGAUACUUGUUCAGGCAUCCAAAGACUCUAGUUACCAUCACAGCCUCUCAAAGUUCCCUGGCCAAAUUCGAAAAUCAUCCCUAUGAUCUGCACAGAAUAGACUCUCCUCCAGUCCUCGUCGAAGUGACCAAAGAAGAUGCCAUAGACAUCUUCACCAAGAUGGUGAUGAUAAGGAGGAUGGAGAAUGCUGCAGCUCAGUUGUACCAGCGUAAGUUGAUACUUGGCUUCUGUCAUCUGUACGCUGGUCAGGAAGCAUGUGCCGUCGGAGUGAAUACGAUUAUGAGGCCUGGUGAUAAUGUGAUCACAACGUAUAGGUGUCACGCCUGGGCAUACUUGAUGGGUGUUGAGUUGGAGAGUAUUUAUGGGGAACUUCUUGGCAAAGUCACGGGUUCAUCUAGAGGCAAAGGCGGUUCAAUGCAUCUGUACGGGGACAAUUUGUAUGGUGGAAAUGGAAUAGUAGGAGCUCAUAUCCCUCUAGGGACCGGAUUGGCCCUAGCACACAAAUACAAAAACGAUGGCGGAAUUUGCUUCACAGUUUUCGGAGAUGGAGCUAUGGAUCAAGGACAAACCCACGAGGCUUUCAAUUUCGCAAAAUUGCACAACUUACCUGUGAUUUAUAUCCUAGAAAAUAACAAUUAUAGUAUGGGAACACCUUCGGUCCGACAUGCGGCGAAUACGGAGUUGUAUAAGAGAGGCGACCUGAUACCUGGGAUCAGAUUGGAUGGUAUGGAUGUUUUCGCGACAAGGGAAGCCACUAAGUUUGCCGUGGAGUAUGUCAAAAGUGAAAAAGGACCAAUCUUACUGGAGUUUGCUACUUACAGAUAUUUUGGUCAUUCAAUGUCAGACCCAGGAACGACCUACCGUACCAGGGAAGAAAUUCAGGCCAUCAGAGAGCGUCGUGAUUGCAUCAAGUUGCUGACAGAAAAAUUAGUGAAAACAGAAGUGGCAACCGAAGAAGAACUGAAGAAAAUAGACAAGGAAUCAAGCGUCAUCGUGGAAAAAGCAAUUCAAGAGGCUAUGAAAGAGAAAGAGCCUGAUUCGAAUGAACUCACCUUCGAUAUCUAUAAAGAAUCCAAAGAGAGAUUUAAUUUACUUGGUAGUCAUCGAGACGGAAACAGUCAACAUCGAGAUCCAGGAAGAAACAUAAUAGCGAAGCCGGGGCCCACGCGCUUUCCAUGCGAAGUCGCAGUUUUCCCGGGAAAUCGGCGAAAAUCACCGGUGAGGAUGUUCGACGGCUGCCUACUGGAGCUGGAUUCGUCUAGGGAAACCGGUCGGGAAGCUAAGCGCCUGCGCAACUCGAGUUGCCGCGCAUUUUCGUCGGAAACUGUUCAAACGGUGGUUUCGUCCUUCUUGUUUGUCACGUGA
Molecule: messenger RNA, 1389 nt
Organism: Phaedon cochleariae (mustard beetle)
Lineage: Eukaryota; Metazoa; Arthropoda; Insecta; Coleoptera; Chrysomelidae
Source: the annotation of a GenBank genome assembly